Messenger RNA from Lachancea mirantina, 702 nucleotides. The record is from the annotation of a GenBank genome assembly. NCBI's taxonomy places the organism in Eukaryota, Fungi, Ascomycota, Saccharomycetes, Saccharomycetales, Saccharomycetaceae.
AUGUUUAGAAACAACUACGACGGUGAUACGGUGACUUUUUCGCCUACGGGCCGGCUUUUCCAGGUCGAAUACGCGCUAGAAGCCAUCAAGCAAGGCAGCGUGACAGUCGGCGUACGGUCGAAGAAACACGCCGUGUUGGUCGCUCUGAAACGUAACGCAGACGAGCUUUCCUCGUACCAAAAAAAGAUCAUCAAGUGUGACGAGCAUAUGGGGCUUUCGCUUGCUGGGCUCGCGCCCGACGGGCGCGUGCUCAGCAAUUUUUUGAGACAGCAGUGCAACUACUCGAGCCUCGUGUACAACCGCAAGCUUGCGCUCGAAAAGGCUGGCCACUUGCUCAGCGACAAAGCACAGAAAAACACGCAAUCCUACGGCGGGAGACCUUACGGUGUCGGCCUGUUGCUUGCGGGGUGCGAUAAUAGCGGUCCGCACAUACUCGAAUUCCAGCCCUCGGGCAACACGCUCGAGAUCUACGGGACUGCGAUUGGGGCGCGCUCCCAGGGCGCCAAGACUUAUCUCGAACGCUCGCUCGACGAGUUCACGCAGCUUGAAGAUGCGGACGCGCUCAUCGCGGUCGCCGUCGAGGCCCUCAAACAUUGUCUCAAGGACGAAACUCUGAGCACCAAGAACCUGUCCAUCGCUGUGGUCGGGCCCGACAAGCCUUUCACGGUGCUCGAUGGCGAGGCCGUCUCUGCGUACCUGUAG